Molecule: messenger RNA, 3445 nt
Organism: Phacochoerus africanus (Common warthog)
Lineage: Eukaryota; Metazoa; Chordata; Mammalia; Artiodactyla; Suidae
Gene: ITPKC
Product: inositol-trisphosphate 3-kinase C
Exons: 7
Coding region: 144-2177 (677 amino acids)
Biological process (GO): inositol phosphate biosynthetic process
Cellular component (GO): cytoplasm; nucleus
Molecular function (GO): inositol tetrakisphosphate kinase activity; inositol-1,4,5-trisphosphate 3-kinase activity
Source: RefSeq, a predicted model, not a curated record
AUCGGUUAACCCUUGUGUGGUUGGGCGCGCUGGAGCUCCGUGGGCCGGAACCUGCGAGUCUGGGCUCCCCAGCCACACCCCUCGCGGGAUUUAAAGGGGCAGGAGGGGCCGAGGCCGUCAAAGCCCGAGCCGAGGGAGCGGGCAUGAGGCGCUGCCCGUGCCGGGGAAGCCUGAGCGAGGUGCAGGCCGGGGCGCUGCCGGGGGCGGCCCGCAUGGGACUGGCGGCGCCGCGAGGGGGGCGGCGGCGGCAGCCUGGGCAGCAGCGACCUGGGCCCGGCGCUGGAGGCCCGGCCGGGCCGCCGGAGCGAGGCGGGCCCUGGGCCGAGGCCGAGGGGUCCAACCUUCACACCAAGCCCGAGAGGGCCGGCCUCGGGCCUGAGUCGGGGACCGACGGACAGGCUGAGCCUGAAGCAGCUGGCUUAGGAGCGAAUACGGUGCGGCCCAGCCAAAAGACGGAGCCAGGCAGGUCCAUCCUCCGGACACAACCAGCGCUGGAGACAGCCAGUGCCUGGACAGAGACUAGGACAGAUGGCUUAUGGACUGAUGCACACAGCUUCGACCUCCAGCCUCAGCCAGAGAGGGCUCACCUCUGGAAACAGCCAGGGGUUGAUGGGCCCUGGACAGACCUAGAAAUACAAGGGUCACAGAUCCAGCCAGAGAGGGUCAAGCCCGGGGCUGAAAACCUCAGGACCCACCAGAACAGGUCCAGCGUUGGGACUCAGCCAGAAGGGGCUCCUCGCUCAACAGAGCCAAGUGCCAAUGGCUCUUGGAAAGAAUUGUACACUGAUGGCUCCAGGACACAGCAGGAUACUGAAGACUCCUGGACAGAGCUGCAUACUGAUGGUUCCCAGAUACAACAGGAUAAUGAAACAGCCUGGAAACAGCUUGGCACUGAUGGUUUCCCAACACCACAAACUACUGAUGGCUUCUGGACACAGUCUGGCACUGAUGGUCCCCAGGCCCAAGAUACUCAUGGAUCCCAGACAGAGCCUGGGACAGACUGCCUUGGGGAGGCCAACCAAGAUGGCUCAUUAGAGGAACCAGAACACGGGGAGCUGGUGACUCACCUGUACUCUCACCUGGAGUGUAGCCCCCUGACUCCCGUGCCCCGCCUCAUCAUCACUCCCGAAACCCCUGAGCCUGAGGCUCAGCCAGUGGGACCCCCCUCCCGGGUUGAGGGGGGCAGUGGUGGCUUCUCCUCUGCCUCCUCUUUCGACGAGUCUGAGGACGAUGUGGUGGCCGGGGGUGGAGGUACCAGCGACCCUGAGGACAGGUCUGGGAACAAACCAUGGAGGAAGCUGAAGACCGUGCUGAAGUCUUCCCCCUUCGUGGUCUCCUUCCGCAAACACUACCCUUGGGUCCAGCUGUCUGGACACUCCGGGAACUUCCAGGCAGGAGAGGAUGGUUGGAUUCUAAAGCGUUUCUGUCAGUGUGAGCAGCGAAGCCUGGAGCAGCUGAUGCGGGACCCCUUGCGGCCUUUCGUACCAGCUUACUACGGCAUGGUGCAGCGGGAUGGCCAGGCCUUCAACCAGAUGGAAGACCUCCUAGCGGACUUUGAGAGCCCCUCCAUCAUGGACUGCAAGAUGGGCAGCAGGACCUACCUGGAGGAGGAGCUGGCGAAGGCACGAGAACGGCCCCGGCCUCGGAAGGACAUGUAUGAGAAGAUGGUGGCUGUGGACCCCGGGGCCCCCACCCCCGAAGAACAUGCCCAGGGUGCGGUCACCAAGCCCCGCUACAUGCAGUGGAGGGAGACCAUGAGCUCCACCUCCACCCUGGGCUUUCGGAUCGAGGGCAUCAAGAAAGCCGAUGGCACCUGCAACACCAACUUCAAGAAGACACAGAAGCUGGAGCAGGUGACAAAGGUGUUGGAGGACUUUGUGGACGGGAACUGCGAAAUCCUGAGAAAGUACGUGGCACGCCUAGAAGAACUUCGUGAAACUCUGGAGAGCUCCCCCUUCUUCAAGACCCACGAGGUGGUAGGCAGCUCCCUCCUCUUUGUGCACGACCACACCGGCCUGGCCAAAGUCUGGAUGAUCGACUUCGGCAAGACCGUGGCCCUGCCUGACCACCAGACCCUCAGCCACCGGCUGCCCUGGGCCGAGGGCAACCGAGAGGAUGGCUACCUCUGGGGCCUGGACAACAUGAUUCGCCUUCUCCAGGGCCUGGCCCAGAGCUGACCCGCUCGCCACUGCCUGGUGUAUUUAUUAGAUAGUGCCCGCCUGGCUGGAGGGGCCCCAAGAUGCCUGGGGGCCUGAGGUUGGCCGUGGAGGACCGAAGUCCAGGGAUGGGAGAGGCUGUGUCGCGCAUCACGCAGAACCAGUGUGGAAGAUCGGAGGGCCUGGGCGGUCAGGUAGCACCUGCCCUCUGGUGCUGUGGGGCUUGUUGAGAAGCAGCGGACAUCGCUGGCUCCUCUGACCAGCCGGGAAGGCUUCGGUGGGCUACAGGGGCCACACUAAACCUUGCACCCUGAAAGAACACAGUGCAGAUGCUGCAGGGGACAGCCGUGACCUUGUGCGGCCACCGCAUGAAUGACUGUAAUUGCAGCCUCCCUGUCGGCCCCUCCCUCUGCAAGCCAGCUCCUCGCGGCCCAGAGAACCAGAUCUCCGUGGUGAACAAAUGCAGGCGGCCCUGGCCCCCCCCCCCCCCCCCCCCCCGCCCGCCUGGGCGUUACAGUCUCAUCUCUUCAGCUCAGGGGCCCUCCAAGCCGAUGAGGCUCUGAGGCCGCGGACUGGGGACUGGCCUGAGAGCUGCCGCUGCUGGGCGGGGCCCGGUGCCCCCGUCCUGCCCACCCUUGGCCCCCUGGUCCCUCCCUGCUCCUGGGAGGACGCCGCUGACGCCCUGCCGCCCCCAACCGCAGCCCCGUCCCAAAGCGGCACUGUGACCAGCACAACCUUGUGCCACAGGCACCACUUCGGCCUCCACUUCGGGACUUCUUCCCUCUCCCUUUACCCUUUUCUGUCUCUUUCCUACGAGCCGACCGCGGUGGCCAGAAGAGCUUUCAGACGGAAAAGGGAAAAGCAGGCUUGGGAGUCAGCUGCCCGCCUCAGGAGGUCCCCCUCCCCGGCCUCUGCUGUGAAAAGGCCCCGCUUAGGCCUGCCGUGCAGGUGCGUGGGGCUGCCGGCCGAGGCCCCAGGCAGGCCACCUGGUCCACACCAAAGAUUCCAGCACCCUGAGGUGCGGCGGACACCCCCUCCCCGACUUUGGGUUGCUGGCCCACAAAGCUGGGCUCAGGGAGGACAGCCUCCCCGCCCCCACCCUUCAGCCAAAGCUCCAGCAAGGUCUUCCAGGGCAGAGGGGUGCCCUUCCCUACUGACCGUCUUUCUACUUAUUUAUACGUGAGAGGUAGUCAUUAGAUGGGGCAGCUCUGGGGAACCGGAGGCAAAACCACUUCACUGCCUUCCCCCAUGACGACACCCCAAUAAACAACACAGUCACCUUUGUGGAA